AUGGCAGUGAAAUCUAAUCAAUCGUUGAUCUUUGGAGCAACUAUCGGAGCCUUGGGGGCUCUGGCCUUCGGACUCACAGUUGCAAACAUCAACACGAGUAAAGAAUUCGUCAUUGUGAACAUGGAAUGGUGUAAAGGCCAGUCAAACAUUUUUGACUGCGAGAACUCACAGCUGCUUGCCGGUCUCGUUAACGGCUCCACAUUCAUUGGAGCAGCUUUGGGUUCACUUUUAAUCGGUAUUUCUGGAAAAGCGCCAAGGAGAGUGAUGCUUAUGGUUGUAAAUUGGCUGUUCAUUAUUGGAUCAAUAUUAUCAGCGUCAGCCAUCAACUUUGGAAUGUUGUUCACAGGCCGUCUUAUAUCAGGCGUGGGUGUGGGCCUCGAUGCUCUUGUACCCUUGUUCUUGGUAGAAAUAUGCCACCCGAAUGCCAGAAAGUACUUUAGUGUCAUUUACCAACUGUUUAUUACCUUCGGUCUUGUGCUAUCAGCAGGUUGGCAGUUGAUUCACGGUCGUGUUGUUACCAACACUGGCUUUGAACUGAGUCUUAAGGACAAGGUGAUAUGGCGUGGGUCCCAGCUCCUUCCGGCAAUCACUUCUAUCAUAGCUCUCUUACUGAUCCACUUCGUCUUCAAAUUCAACACUCCGUAUGAGCUGAUUGAAAAAGGGAAAACAGCUGAGGCUCGUGAGGUUAUUGAGAAGUUACAUGGCGCAGAGGCAGUUGACGAGGUGUAUGACGAGUUUGAUCGCGACAGUGAAAAAACAAAGUCAACUCCAAACCUUUCCCUCCUAAAAGCGUUCAAAAACCCAAUUUACAGAAAGAUUAUACUGCACACCUUCGUGUUGGCAGCCAUUCAGCAGUUGGUUGGAAUUUCUGUUUUAACAUCCAAUAUUACAAAGAUGUUCAUGCAAAUGAUGGGAAGAUCAAUGAACUCCACAUUGGCAUCCUCUGGAAUGUUCUUAGUCAAUUUUGUAGCCACAGUAAUAUUAACUUUUGUGAUUGGAAAGUAUGGAAGAAAAACAUUUUUGGUUUGGGGUAUUGGUUUUUCUACAGUCUUCAUGGCUCUGGCCUCGUUCAGUAAGCCUAUUGGCAAAGACGCAAAGUGGGUACCCAUAGUGUCAAUCAUUGGUUCAUUCGGUUUCAUCAUUGGUUUUGCAGUCGGUUUAGGAGGAAUAACAUGGGUGUACUUAUCCGAAGUGUACCCACCAGAGACUAAAAACGGUGCUAUGAGUGUCGCAGUGUUUAUCAACUGGGUAUGCGCAGCAGCAACAGUGUUCGGUUCCGAAUUUCUCAUAUCCUACUCCGAAGUACUCGUGAACACAAUAUUGUUCGCAUUCUCACUCUUUGGGUUUAUGUACAUAAUGAUAUUCAUAAGAGAGACCAAGGGAGUACCACUAGGAAAAGCAUACGAUCCAUUGGUUGAGGAGGAGUUCAGGAAUUGUGAAAUAGAUUUGAAGAAUGUAGAAUGUGUUAAGGGUCAACAUUAUAGUUCAAGAAUUGUAGAAAAGAUAAUAAUGCCAAAUGACUAA
Theileria orientalis strain Shintoku is the source of this 1524-nucleotide messenger RNA. RefSeq names its product hexose transporter. Bases 1 to 1524 code for a protein of 507 amino acids. Gene Ontology annotation, biological process: monosaccharide transmembrane transport. Gene Ontology annotation, molecular function: hexose transmembrane transporter activity. The transcript has 2 exons. NCBI's taxonomy places the organism in Eukaryota, Apicomplexa, Aconoidasida, Piroplasmida, Theileriidae. Gene Ontology annotation, cellular component: membrane. The record is from RefSeq and is a predicted model, not a curated record.